Messenger RNA from Peronospora matthiolae, 180 nucleotides. NCBI's taxonomy places the organism in Eukaryota, Oomycota, Peronosporomycetes, Peronosporales, Peronosporaceae. The record is from the annotation of a GenBank genome assembly.
AUGCCAGACACGUACAUGGAAUCGGCUGACUCGCAUGGUAGUCACGGUAACGCCUUUGACCCUGAUGACCUCGACAUUGACGGCGUCCAUCGACCUCACUUGGCUACUACGGAAGCCAUCAUGGGAGAAGUAUUUGCUGCGCAGCGGAUUCGCAUGUCUGCGAUCGCCGAUCUAAAAUAG